UUCCCAUAAUGCAAACAGCUUUUAUGUUUUCUCUGAUUGGCCAAAAAAACAUUUUUUUAUUUUUUAUUUGAUUAGUUCAUAAAAGUACGUUAAGCAUUCAGUAAAAGUACGAAAAAGUGGAAAUAACUGACGUCAUUUUCUGCUUUGCUAUCUAGGGUUCUCAUGGGACAAAAAUAAACUAAUACAUUCGUUUCGUCGUUCGCCAAAAUUUAGCCUAUACGUCAUCCUGCUUGUAUCUCCUUAACUGUUCGUCAAAAGCACAAGAUUCUGUACAUUUCCUGAAUCAGCGUUUCAAACUCAGCAUAUUACGGCAACGGACAAACAAAUUUCGCCAAAUUUUUUUUAUAUUUACACUGCUGACAUCAUCCAAAUACUUAGAACAACAAAUGAUUUUUCUACGAGGCUUAUAGUACAUUAAAUUGACGUCGAUAUUGCUGAAAAGGUAAGGUCAUUGCACUUUUACAUUUCAGGCUGAAUAACAUGGAAACGAAUGGAUGUAACAACUUAAAUUAAUAUUUCAUAACUGGGCUAACACGGUUAAUACAUCUGUUUUAAAAAGACAGAUUGUAUUAAUAAAGAUACUCUUGAACCUUUAGAAUGAAGGCAGCCAGUAUUCUUCAAAAAAGUAAGUUUGGUGUGUUUCUAUUAAAAUGUAUUAUAAAAUUUCAACAAACAAGUAUAUUUAAAAAUGUUCAGUAAUUUUGCCCCUAAAAUAACUAUAGCUUAGCACUGUUUACUAUCUGUGUGUGUAACGUUAUUCAUUAAUGACGCCUAAAUCACUGCCCUACACCCAGCUCUCUAUACUAUACAAAUUCAGGAGUGAUUUUUCGACUUUAAAAUCUUCAACCUCUUAAGUUUCAUCAUCAUCAUUCUCAGCUUAACGUCGAUUGAUACAAUAUAGCCUUCCUUUCAUAAUUAUAUUGACUGAUGAGAAACGCCUUGAACAUAUCAACAUUGUGUGUGGAGAGUAUUUUUAAUACUUUAAAGAUAAUUUUCUUUUUCCCUUUGUGUUUUAGCGGCUAUGUCAUGGAAUAUUUAUUUUGGAAAUAUGCUUAAUGCACAAAUAGAGAUGGUAAUGGAAAUGAUAACUCAAACAUUUUGCAAAUCUGACAUAAAGGUAACUAUAUAUAACGCUAUAAUCAAAUUUCUGUUCCUUUCUCAUUUGCACAUUUAUUUCUAGUACAGGUUUGAAAAAUCCAUAAUUUUUUUUUUCAGAAUUACGAUUAUGUAAUGAAAGUGCUAUUUCCUGAUUUGUCUUAUCCGCCUUUAUGCAAAAUCAACAGGUCUCACUUUCACUAACGUAAGUUUAUGGACAUUGUUUAUAUAUGCAUGUAUGUGAUAGGCUAAUGUAUAAAAGUACAUUAAUACUUUUCUUACCUACUGAAUGCUAUGUACAUCCUUGUUUCAGGCAGAAAAGAUUUUGGCACGUGGUGGUGAAGUUGAGGAAAAUGAAAAAGCUGAAGAUGUUCCAGAAGCACCUGUUAGUGAUCAUGAAUUAGUAGAAGAAAACAAUCCAUCUGCCAAAAAUAAUAUGGUUGAAACAUCGUCUACGUCAAAUAGUUUAGAAAGUAUGUUGAUGAGAGAAAAUAUCAGGUUGAAAAAGAAAAUUUCAGAGCUCGAGAACCAACUUUCAACUGACUCUACAAGCUUACCUAUCAAAAAAAACCGCAAAAAAUGUCCAUUACAGUCAUGUGAUAGUUGUGUUACAAAUUUAUCUCGGCACAUGAUAGAAGUACACUAUUGGCCCCAGAGUAAGGCAAAAUAUUGCGUUGGCAUAUACGGAUUGAGGAAACCAGGUGUUAAAAAAGAAAAUUGUGAAAAAAAAAUAACGGUCAAUGGAGAAAAGAAGAAAACAUUCAAGAAGUACCACAAGUUAAGAAAAUGCCCGAUUUUAGGUUGUCAUUCUAGAAACAAAAGAAUGAGUUUGCACCUUCAAGACGUCCACAAACUAUCAAAAGGACCUUACUAUUAUAGUAUGUUGAAAUUAGCCAGGGUGUGUGACGUUGCAUCAAACAACGGAGAUACACAUGUGACAUCCAUCCCUGCCAAGCAUGUCGCCACUGAUGCUCUUCCGCAGGAAACAUCCGAAGUAACAGAUUCGGAUAGUGACAUGGAAGAUGACGAAGUGGUUGACUCUGCUGAAAUUUUAGAGAGGUUUGUGACAUAUAAAAUUUCAGUUGAUGGAGGGAAGAGUUGCCAAAAGAGUGCUAUUCAAUCAAAGCAGCAAUUGAGAGAUAUUUUGGCAGCUUUGGAUUCCUCAAAUCCCAGUGAUUUAGUCAGAAAAUAUAAAAUUCGCGACACCUUUUUGACAACGUAUGCCGAAAAGACAAAGGAAUACAAAGCUUUAACCAUUAAACGGUAUCUUUUGUCACUGUCACACUUCUAUGACUUUCUCCUUACUGAGGAGAUCCAUCUACCUGGAAUAACACCAGAUAUGAUUUUAAGGAUGAAAGUUAGUGUAUCUCGAUGGAGCAAAUCUUAUAAUGGAACGGUAGAGAUACAGCAGCUUGAGAGACAGAUGGAGGAGCAACAAGUGCUUAUCACGCCUGAGCAGAUCCAACGGUAUGAGGAGUCAGCCAGUGCAAAAGAGGCUAUCUCGAUAAUUAAAGAUUUUUGUAGCCCUUACCGAGAAAAGACCUUAUCUCGUCAAGAAUAUGCGUGUAUACGGGAUUUUCUCAUAACGGAAAUAACUAUAAUUAAUUGUCAGAGGUCUGGCGUACCUAGCAACAUGACCAUCGAUGAGGCGAAGGCUGCUGUAUUUCGUGAUGGAAAAUAUAUUAUUAAAGUAAAACGUCACAAGACAUUUAGGAAACACGGUCCUGUUAAUCUGUGUACGAGCGAAACCUUGUACCAACAGCUCUUAAUUUUUAUCGAUUCAAUUCGCAGUCAGAUACACAGUGACCUUGAAAAUGUUUUUGUUUCAUAUAAUGACAAGAUGUUAGAAUCUGGAGCAAUAUCAAAACAAAUUAAUAGCACUUGGAAAAGGUCCGGUGUUUAUGGUGAAAACGAUCCGCCAGUGAGGAAAAACAUCACUUCAAAUAUAUUUCGAAAGUCUGGAUCCACCAUCAUUGAAGAUAAAAAUCCAAGUGAAGCUUCAUAUGUUGCUAGCCUGUUGACGCACUCUGAGAGCACCUCCAAAAAAUACUACCGUUUGAUAGAAAAGGAAAAGUAUGCCCUUAAGGGUACAGCUGCCUUGGAGGAAACUUUUAACAAACGUGGCAAAACAAAUAUUUACGAAAAAAAGAAAACGUGGACUGAUGCCGAAGUCGGGGAGUUGGAGACUCUAUUUAAGCAGUUUUUGACUGCGAAAGCUGUCAGAAUUGGCGAUAUACGUAAUCUACGUGAAACGUUUAUCCAUCUUAUUCAUUUGUCUGAUCGGCAGAUUUUAGAUAAAUUGAGAAGCUACUGGCGCUAUGGAGUCACGGAAGAGGAGAAAGAUGGUAAUGAUGCUGUUGACAACUCCUGCUCCUCUAUUGCAACUGAAUACAAACAAUCUGUGUCAAAAGGAGUAGAUAAGCAUCAUGGUAAAAACGAAGAUGUUGACGAAGAAAGUGAAGAUAAUGAUUAUGAAAAUACAGUUUCUGGGAAGGAAAAGAUUUUCUCGAAUGUUGAAGCUAACAUCAUUGUCGAAAAGUGUGCCGAGAUCAUUCGUUCUGGACCAAUAUCCAUCAAUAGAGUAGAACGUGCACUCGAAUCAAGCUCUGUUGGAAAACGUGUACUACAAAACUUUGACAUGUCGCAAAUACAAACAAGGCUUAAAUAUGAGCGCUUGAAGUACAGAAAAAGUUUCAGAAAAAAGUGUCUCUAAACUGUUUUAUUUCUACCUUUACUGUACGAAACAUUUAACUAUAAUUUUAAUUUUUUUCCCACUAUUAAACGCUCCUCAUUAAAAUAAGUACCAUUUGUUAAAAUAGUUAUAUCGUUUUGCAGUAUACAAGUUAUGUUUUAUGUGCAUCACUUGACAUUUUUAUGUAUGUUAUUUUUUUGUACAUAUAUUUAGUUAUGCAAAAACAAAGAACAAAAUUU
This is a messenger RNA of Hydractinia symbiolongicarpus, 4026 nucleotides long. RefSeq lists its product as uncharacterized. The record is from RefSeq and is a predicted model, not a curated record. The transcript has 7 exons. Gene Ontology annotation, molecular function: DNA binding. The coding region runs from base 1385 to 3808 and encodes 807 amino acids. NCBI's taxonomy places the organism in Eukaryota, Metazoa, Cnidaria, Hydrozoa, Anthoathecata, Hydractiniidae.